Chenopodium quinoa (quinoa) is the source of this 5174-nucleotide messenger RNA. RefSeq lists its product as uncharacterized. Lineage: Eukaryota; Viridiplantae; Streptophyta; Magnoliopsida; Caryophyllales; Amaranthaceae. Bases 2646 to 3434 code for a protein of 262 amino acids. The transcript has 3 exons. The record is from RefSeq and is a predicted model, not a curated record.
GAUGCAUGGGAGGAGACGGUUCGUCUUCUUCCCUCCUUUUUUCAAAUUUUAAGUUUUUAGGGCAGAAGGCAUCGUUUCGCCUUCUGCUCUUUCUCUAUAAAUGAGAGACACUCUCUCUCUCUUCUCCACACUUUGCAUAUUUUUAAAAAAAUUUCUUGAGUGCUCUGAUACUGGCUGCUAAUUUCCUUCUAGUUUUCUUGCAUCCGGCCUUGUGAGAUCAAGUACAUACGGCUACCGGUUGGGUAAUUUCUCUGCAAUUUUUCUAAGGUGCCAGAUCUUUUUCUUCAUUCUCUUUUACUUCUUUCUUUUUGAGGAUUUGUUGAAUGUUUUCCCCAUCCAGGUGGUAAGCCACCUGGGAGGUCUAGACCCAUUUCCAAGUUUAGACUACCUUUUUUCUUUUUUCUUUCAAAUAACAAGGCUUUUAAAGCAUCCCCAUCCGGUAUUACACUGCCUGGGUAUUUGUUUUGUUAAGUGAUGAUUUCAAAAACCCCAACCGGUUUUAAAGCCGGUUGGGUCAUCAUCCUUGUCUUUUCAUGACCUUUUCAAAUUUUAAGGUGCAUUCAAUGCACCCCCGUCCGGUGACUCACCGUCUGGGUAUUGUUUGAACGACUCACCGUCUGGGUAUUGUUUGAACAGGCCUUUUUGAAACAGGUCUUACUAUACCCUCAUCCGGUAUUUUACCGUUUGGGGUAUGGUUGACUUUAAAUGUUGUUUGCAGCUCCUACAUCCGGUAUUUUUACCAAAUAGGGUACCUCUGCCCCAACUUCUUUGAUACCGUCUGGGGUAUCAUGGAGUGAGCCUUACAUUUCUUUUUACUAUUUUAACCAAUGCUUAUUUUCCCCACCCCCAUCCGGUUUUAUACCGUUUGGGGAUACUUCUAACCUAGCUCACUGAAUAUCGUUUGGGGUAUUAUUUAGUGAACUUUACAAGUUAUCUUGCUAAGUUUACAAAAAUGAAAGUCAUAACCCCCCAUCCGAUCUUAUACCGUCUGGGGUACUUCUGACCUAGCUCACUGAAUACCGUCUGGGGUAUCAUAGAGAGCUUUACAAUAAUCUAGCUAGCCUUUACAAAAAUGCAAGUAAUAACCCCCAUCUGGUCUUAUACCGUCUGGGGUAAUUCUGACCUAGCUCGCUGAAUACCGUAUGGGGUAUCAUAGAGACUUUUACAAUAAUCUAGCUAGCCUUUACAAAAAUGCAAGUCAUAACCCCCAUCCGGUCUUAUACCGUCUGGGGUACUUCUGACCUAGCUCGCUGAAUACCGUGUGGGGUAUCAUAGAGAGCUUUACAAUAAUCUAGCUAGAUCUAAACAAUCACAGGCGGUAAAUGCCGUCUGUGGUCUCUUUGACUGAGCUUAUGAAUAACCGGCUAACUUGUGCUUGUGUCUUUUCAGCUUAAAACACAUUCGUGGAGUUCUCCGCCUGAGGUGACUUCAAGCCCAUUUCCACAUACCAAGCUUCAAAUUCUAAGGUACCGUCUGUAUCCUUAGUAAUUCUUUUCCCUUUAUUUUUCGGCUGUGCAUAUAGAGUUAGGACAUGGACUCCACCAAUAUAAACACGGCACAGCCUACGACAGUGGUCAGCCGGUCACCAGGGACGGCUGAGUCUAGGACUGGGACUGCCAUCUGGGGGUGCUUGGGACAACCUUCUCCUACUUCGAAUCCGACCGUUUCUAUUCAUGUGCAGAACAGAAUGGCUCGGAUUAGAUGGACGGCAGUAGAUCCGGACUACAAGUCUGAUGACACAGCCGUAGAUCCGGCUGACCAUUUAGAUGAUGAUCAGAUGGAGGGACCGUUUGAGAGGGUUCUAAAUGAAAAUACUCCGCAGGACUCCCCGAGUGAACCUAGCACACCGGGUGAUAGCAUAUUAGGUAGCUCUGGUUCUAAUGCCGAGAAUCCGGUGAAGGAUCAGAUGACGAGGGGUUCGACUCAGAUGAGGAGUCUCCUGGAACGGCUGCCCCUAUUGAUGAGGACGCCUAUAAGUGGCCGGCUACAGGCGACCCUAUUGACAUGACCAUAUCCGCCAGGGAUGUGGUUACUCUAAAUGCAACACUACCUACUUUCUUGGAGAAGAAGCCUGUAGGGGAGGACUGGGAAGUGGUUGUCCCGUCUGUAGAGGUAAGCGUCGUUUGGACCGACGACGUAGACAAUGCCGACAACUACUUCGGCUGCUAUGAGGCGGCGUUCACAGCCGGCCUCCGUUUCCCCCUUUACCACUGCAUUAAAGCCAUACUAAGGGGGUAUGACUUGGGUGUAUGGCAGUUGACUCCUAACUUAUGGGUCAACAUUCUUGGAUACAUUGCCGCCUGCGAGAUGCAAGAGGUCAAACCAAGCUGGGAAUCCUUUGCACACAUGCAUUAUCUCAGCAGGGCGCCGGGUGGGUGGAAUGCAUGGUAUACUCUAACCACGCACCCGGAAUAUAUGAUGAUGUUGGACAAACCGUCCAAAUGGAGUAGCUGGAAGAGCAAAUUUUAUGUCGUUUCUUCACCAUCUCCUCAACUUAAUCGCCAGCUGCGUAGAUACAAUAAAUACCCACCUUAGCACCAUGCUUCCUAAGAGUAGGUUUUUAUUAUUCACCGGCCUUUGCCGCCUGAUAUUGGUACUUUAUAUUGCAUAUUAACCAUUCUUCUUUUGUUUUUGCAGAAGUUGCGAUGGAGAAGAUACCAAAAGAAAAAACACCGGUUAACUCAGCCGCUCUGCUUCGGAAGGAGCAAAUUGAGAAGAAAAAGUUGCAGCUGGCGGCUAAAGACGGCGGGGCCGGGAACAAAGUUGUUCCUCGCUCGUUAUCUAAGAUGGUCAAAAGACCGGCGGGGGACAUUCCUUUGCCUGCUGCUAAGGCACUGAAGAUGCGGGUUCCCCCGCCAGCUAAGUCUAUUCCUAAACCGCCUGCAGGAGGUAGGCCCACCACUGCAGGCAAGAGCCUUAGUGGAAUUGUUCCCACAAUUGAAGUGGUGGAUGAGGGUAUAAAGGAGCCGGUGACUCCGGCUGGCCAGACUCAAACGGGUACUGGCUCAAACGCGGCUGGGGGUGAUACUACCCCACAGUUCGAUAAAGAUGCUACCUCCAGUCGGCCCAACUAUCAACAGUAUGCCAAGAGGAUGAUCUGGACCCUAACCCGGACCGAGAAAGAGGUUGUGUCGGCUGUGCAUACAGUCAACAUUGACCGGAUCACUUCUCUCCUGGCUGAAGUAAUUUUACCGGAUGCAUCACCUUCUUGUAAUUUCUUUGUUUGCCGCUUUAGUUGUUUGAAAAUAAUUCUAACAUUCCUCUACCGGCUGAUAUCACAGGUGAUGCUGAGAGUUGACGGGCUUCAGGUCCCCUUGCGCAAGAAGCAAGAGGAGGUAAGGGAUGCCCAGAGACGGGCAUUUGAGCUCAUUGAUGUUUCCCAAUACAAUGCCAUUAAAUAUGACAUGGAAAAUAAACGGCGAGAGUUGGAAUAGGAGGAAUUGCUGAAGCAAACUAUUGAGGCUGCUGAGGCGGAAAAGGCGAGGGCGGAUGAGCUAGAUCUGAAGGUCAAAAAUCUCCAAGCCGAUCUCAAGGCUUUGGAAGGAGAUGACAAGGAAAACGUCGACCUUCGCGCUGACAUCAAUCGGCUCAAAAAUGAACUUGCUUCUAGUCAGGCGGCUCAUAAAGAAGAGCUUCAAAAAGAACAACGCCGCCUAAUUGCUGAGGACGAGACCGACAUUGAGGAGCGCAUGAAGCUUGCCUGGGGGCUCAUACACCCGAACUAUGACUACGAGUUAUUCGACCUUAGGUAUAAGUAUGCCUCAGAGGUAUAUGAUGCCAAGGUCCUUGGACUGGACCCGCCUGCUUCCUUCAAGGAGUAGGCCGGUUUGGUCGAAGAAGAGCAACAAAAGGGUGAGCAGCAGGCGCAGACUCAAGAGCCGGCUCAGGAGCAGGUGCAGGAGCAGCAGUAGCCGGAGCAACAACAGCAACAGGAGCAGCAAUGAAUCUCUCUUUUUUUUUAUAUAUAACUUCUUUUACCGGCCUGCGUGCCGUGGUCAUCAAUGUACUUUGCUCAGACAAGGGUCCGGUUAACAUUUGAAAAUUUUUGUAAUUUACUGGCCGACGUAGUCGGUUUUGCUAUUUUAUAUUCUCUCUAUUGCAUUUAAUUUUUAUUUAUACAAUUUCUACAAGUAUUACAAAGCUUUAACUACUCGUCUGGUUAAUAUUCUUUCAAAGUAGAAUGGUUGUUUAUUUAUUCCAACGGUAAAUGAGCAGUCGUUCUAUUUUUCGCCGGAUGAAGCGAUGGUACCAUGAUAUGCCCCUAAAAUGGCUAACUGUGUACUCCAACGGUAAACAGGCAGUCGUUUCAUUGGCAGCCGGAUGGGUGAUCAAUGGUUGAUCUACUUCUAUUCCGGCUGGUACAAUAAAAUGCGCCUGAAAUGGCCGACUGUUUACUCCAACGGUAAACAAGCAACCGUUUCAUUGGCAGCCGGAUGGGUGAUCAAUGGUUGAUCUACUCCUAUUCCGGCUGGUACAAUAAAAUGCCCCUGAAAUGGCCAACUGUUUAAUCCAACGGUAAACAGGCAGCCGAAUGGGUUGCAAAAACCGUUUGGUUGGCUUUUAGAUAAAACCCGAUUGCAUUAACCCACUAGGAUUUUUACUUUGCCGGAUGGACCACUUUUGGGUCCUUGCUGAUGAAUCCUAGAUGCGAAGGAUCAUUUCUAACGGCUGCGAGUUUCUUUUAAGUAAAUGCCGUUUAAGUCAUUUGAUCGCUAGAACAAUGUACCACCCGGAAGGGAGCUGUUCUCUUCAACGAUUUCACCCGGAUGGGUGUCGCCGGAUGACUGCUCUUUUUGGAGCAGUGGUUUUUAAUAAGUGUUCUUCUGUCUGUGUUUUUGCACUAGACAGGUGCUAAUACAAUUGUAUGAAUGGAAACUAUAUGCUUUCACAUUUCAAUACUAUUUACAAAAAAUUACAAAUUCCUUAGAAGUAGUACUUUUUCAAGUUAUCUACAUUCUAGGUCCGAGGCAGCCGCAUGCUGUCUGGGGUUUCCAGGCGGUAUGUGUCGUUUUUAACUUCUUCAAAAAUCCGGUAGGGUCCUUCCCUGUUUGGGGUUAGUUUCCCUUGUUCGUUCGCCCUAUCGGUUGCCUCAAGCUUUCGUAAAACAAAAUCUCCAACUUUGAGGGGGCGUUUGCGCACCCUUUUGUUGUAGUCCCUCAUCAUUCGCAGGCGGU